AUGAGCAAUACAGUCUGCCAGAAAUGUCUCAGAACCGGACAUUACAUUUUUGAAUGCAAAUCGGAGCGACCCUAUGUUUCUCGGCCAUCUCGAACGCAGAUGCUCGAGAAUCCGAGCGUCCUUGCCAAGCUUAAAGCGUCAGGAAAACCGUCUGUCGAAGUCCCAGAAGAGUUCAAGAAGAAAGAAGGGACAGCCAACGCAAUACUAGAGGCGAGGGAGAAGGAAAGAGCCGAUGCUCAGGGUAAAGGGAAAGGAAAGGAACGAGAAAACAAGAAAGUCAGACGCUCCCACUCUUCUUCCUCUGACUCGUCAAGCUCAGAUUCUGAGUCUGGAUCGUCCGGCUCCUCUUCGGAUUCGGAUUCUGACUCAGAAAGAGCUGGUUGGAUUGUAUUGUGUCGCGAAGUCCCUACCGCUCAGUCUACGCACAGUUAA
Messenger RNA from Mycena indigotica, 432 nucleotides. Its product is annotated as SHSP domain-containing protein. Bases 1 to 432 code for a protein of 143 amino acids. NCBI's taxonomy places the organism in Eukaryota, Fungi, Basidiomycota, Agaricomycetes, Agaricales, Mycenaceae. The record is from RefSeq and is a predicted model, not a curated record. The transcript is spliced from 6 exons.